Molecule: messenger RNA, 3505 nt
Organism: Portunus trituberculatus (swimming crab)
Lineage: Eukaryota; Metazoa; Arthropoda; Malacostraca; Decapoda; Portunidae
Exons: 14
Coding region: 202-3426 (1074 amino acids)
Molecular function (GO): protein binding
Source: RefSeq, a predicted model, not a curated record
AAGUCGUAAUGGUUCUUAUCUUAGCUUCCACGAGUGUCCGGUAGAGGCGCCCCGUGUGUGCUUGUGUGACGUCACGCGGCGUCCACAAAACCUGCCGAGCUUCUGUGACCGUCUCAGUUUGUGGGUGGACGGCAGAAGUGACAGAACAGCAGGUUUUAAUUUCCAGUUUCCAGAGAGAAGGAGAGAGAGAGAGAGAGAGAGAUGAGGGCAGUGGUGGUGGUGAUGAUGGUGAUGGUGGUGUUGCUGGCGCUGGCUGAAGAAGCCAUGUCAGAGCCCCAGCAGCAGCAGCAGCAGCCACAACAACAACCAAACCAACAACAAGGAUGUCCCACGGCGUGCUCAGAGAUACGCAACCCGGUGUGUGGCAGCGACGAAAUCACGUAUGACAACCUGUGCCUCCUGCAACAAGCGAGGUGCACUGACCCGGACAAGGCGCAACUCACUGUCGUCACCAUAUCAGAGUGCGGGGCCCAAGUGUGCCCCGGAGUGUGCACGGAGGAGUUCGCCCCAGUGUGUGCCAGCGACGGUGCCACGUAUGACAACUUGUGCCUCUUCCUGGACGAACGGCGCUGCGAUAACCACAACCUGACCAUCGUGAGGAACGGACCGUGUGAAGGCCCCCAGCACCAGGAAUGCCCCGGGGUGUGCACGUCAGAGUUCAACCCAGUGUGUGGCAGCGACGGCCAGACGUACAGCAACAUGUGUCUCUUCGAAUCCGCCAUGAGGUGCACCAACCCGAGCCUCACCGUGCUGGGCCAGGGCUCCUGUGGUCACCAACAGCAGCAGCAGCAGCAGCAGCAGCAGCAACAACAACAACAACGGCAACAAAGACAACUUCAGCAGCAAUCAUUGCAGCAAAAUCAGCUACAGCAGCAGCAGCAGCAGCAGCAGCAGCAGCAGCAGCAGCAACAACAACAACAACAACAACAACAACAACAACAACAGCCGCAGCAGCUACUACAGCUAAACCCUCUGCAGCAAAACCAACAGCAUCAGUUGCUGCCGCAAAACCAGCAGCAGCAGCAUCACCUUCUGCUCCUGCAGCAAAACCAGCAACAUCUUCGAAAUCGGCAGGAGCUGCAGCGCCUGCUGCUGCUGCAACAAAACCAGCAACAGCAGCAAACGCAACAACAGCAAUUGACUCAGCAGCAGCUACACCACCUCCUGCAGCAACAGCAACACCAGCAACAGCAGCAGCACCGUCGCCAGCUGCAGCAACUCCUGUUGCUGCAGGUAAGUCAGCAACAACAACAGAACCAACAGCAGCUGCAGAAUCAACAACAAUUGCAGAAUGAACAGCAACUGCAGCAGCUCCUGUUGCAACAGCAAAACCAGCAGCAGGAGCAACACAGACAGCAAAUGCAGCAGCUCUUGUUCCUACAACAAAACCAGCAACAGCAACAACAACAGCAAAAUCAGCAGCAGCAGCAGCAGCAGCAGCAGCAGCAGGGCUUCGGACAACAGAACCAGCUGCUCCUGGGAGCAUUAUUCCAACCGAAUCAGCUGCAACAGGGCGUGUUGCUACAGAACCAGCUGCAGCACGGGCUGUCAGGACAACAGAACCAGCUGCAGCAACAACAGCAGCAACAAGGGGGAUUAGGACAGGGGAUAGUAGGACACGGGGGAUUAGGACAGGGAGGAUUAGGACUGGGAGUAGGACAGGGAGGAUUAGGACACGGGGGAGUAGGACAGGGAGGGAUUAGGACAGGGGUGUUAGGACAGGGGGUGUUAGGACAGGGGGUGUUAGGACAGGGGGUGUUAGGACAGGGGGUGUUAGGACAGGGGGGAUUAGGACACGGGGGAUUAGGACAACAAAACCAGCAGCAACUGGGUGGAUUAGGACAGGGGGUGUUAGGACAGGGGGUGUUAGGACAGGUGGUGUUAGGACAAAAUCAGCUGCACCAGGGAGGAUUAGGACAGGUGGUCUUAGGACAAAAUCAGCUGCACCAGGGGGGAUUCGGACAACAGAACCAGCAGCAGCAACAGCAACAACAGCAGCAGCAAGGUGGAUUAGGACAACAGCAACAGCAACAACAGCAGCAACAGCAGCAAGGGGGAUUAGGACAACAGCAACAGCAGCAACAGCAACAACAGCAGCAGCAAGGGGGAUUAGGACAACAGCAACAACAACAGCAGCAGCAGCAGGCACUGUUCAUACACGGAGGACAGCUGCAGCAGGGCGUGUCACUGGGGGGUCAGCUGGAGUGCCCUGGCUUCUGCACCCAGGAGUACGUGCCGGUGUGUGGCAGUGACGGCACGACAUACAGCAAUCUGUGCCACUUCCUGGUCCAACAACGCUGCUCUGACCCCUCACUCUUCCUCAUCAGCCUGGGGGAGUGCGCUGACCAGUAUGACUGCCCCGGGGUGUGCACGCUGGAAUAUGACCCUGUGUGUGGCAGCGACGGCAGGACCUACGGGAACCUGUGUCAGCUGGUGGGCGAGAGGCGUUGCACUAACCCGCACCUUACUCUCGUCAGCUACGGAGAGUGUGGCAGCAACCCCAACCAGUGCGGCGCCAUCUGUUCCACCGACUACGAACCAGUGUGUGGCAGUGACAGCAGAACCUACAGGAACUUGUGUCUCUUUGAGGAGGAAAGGCGCUGCAGAAGUCCCCACCUACAUGUCGUCAGCCAGGGCGUGUGUGGAGAACAGCAGUGCCCUGGCGUCUGCACGGAGGAGUACCGCCCAGUGUGUGGCAGUGACGGGAACACCUACGCUAACCUGUGCUAUCUGAGGGAUGAAAAACGCUGUACCAAUCCACACCUUACCCUUGUCAAACCCGGCGUGUGUCGUGUCCGGCAGUGUGUGGAUGCCUGCACGAAGGAGCUGGACCCCGUGUGUGGCAGUGACGGGAACACAUACAACAACCUGUGUCUGUUUGAGGCGCAGCGGUGCAGGGAUGUCCUACUUAUGCUCGUCAGCCAUGGCCCCUGUGCUAGUAUCCCGGAGCCGGUGCAGGAGUGUGACGUGGUGUGCACCCUUCAGUAUGACCCAGUGUGCGGCAGUGACGGGACCACGUACGGUAACCUGUGCCUUCUGACAGCGCAGCAGCAGUGUCACGAUAGCACACUGAGAUUUGUGAGGCAGGGAGAGUGUGAGGCCUCCCCCAAUAAGAAGUGCACGGGGGCCUGUACCCUUAUAUACAACCCUGUGUGUGGCACUGACGGGGUGACCUACGGAAACCUAUGCCAGCUGAAACUCACAAGAAGAUGCCACAGUCCUAAUCUUCGUCGCGCGCAUAGAGGAGAGUGCAGCGUGGUCCCCGGCGAGUGCCCAGUGAUGUGCCCCUCCCGGUAUGCCCCAGUGUGCGGGAGUGACGGCAGGACCUACGCUAACUCCUGCCAGCUCUCUAAAUUUGCCUGCGAAAGGAAAGAUUUGACUAUUGCAAACUAUGGCAGAUGUUAUCGAUACUCGCGACUUGGCUAGAGAGAGAGAGAGAGAGAGAGAGAGAGAGAGAGAGAGAGAGAGAGAGAGAGAGAGAGAGAGAGAGAUUAUACGUGUUUCU